CUCCAGACUAUAGAAACGGAGACAGGGUUUAAGCCUUUAAGGCAGACAGGGUUUUAGCGAUUUUAAAUUUUCCUCUCUGCAGCAGCAAAAUUCCAUCUCCAUAUCCUUCGUAUGUUUAUUAGUAACAACAAUAACACAGAAUAAGAUUUCCCAUGGCGACGCCGUCGCAUGCCCAGGCUGUCAAGUCACUCAACAAAUCGGCCGGUCGCCGCCGCUUCAUUUUCAAGACCUUCUCUCAGAGAAUAGAAGGAAUUGAAAUUGAUGUCUACCGAAGCCUUGAUAAAUUCAAAGCUGAGCCAUCUGAGGGUUCUUCUUUUUUCCGGGAUUUCCUUGUGGAAUGGAGGGAAUUGAAUACUGCAGAGGACUUCAUCUCGUUUUAUGAGACGAUGAUGCCCUUGGUACAAACAUUACCUUUUGUGCUACUGCACAAAGAAUCAAUUCUUUCAGAACUUCUUUCUAGAUUACAAAUGAAAGCACGAUUGUCGCUUGAGCCUAUUCUCAGGUUAAUUGCAGUUCUAUCUAGAGAUCUACUAGAGGACUUCAUCUCCUUUUUGCCCAGGAUUGCUGAUUCACUUGUCUCUCUCCUUGAAAGUGGUGCUGACAGGGAGCCAGAGAUCAUCGAGCAGAUUUUUACAUCAUGGUCUUAUAUUCUGAUGUACUUGCAAAAAUAUCUCGUGAAGGAUGUUGUACACGUGCUCAAGUUGACAAUAAAAUUAAGAUAUUAUCCAAAGGGCUAUGUCCAAGAAUUUAUGGCAGAGGCAACUUCAUUUUUGCUGAGAAAUGCUCCCAAGGAGCAGCUUAGAAAAGGCAUUAGAAAGAUCAUGUUUGAGGUUGUGAAGAAACCAUUACUUACACGAAAAUCUGGAGUUAGUGCUUUACUUUAUCAUAUUAUGAGAGGGACCUCUUCAAGGUUUCAUUCAAGAGCAGAUCGGGUACUGCAGCUAUUGACCGAAAAUUCUAUAUUCACUAUUAGUGAGAAGUUUGACCAAGAUGUGGAUUCUGUUAUUGAAGUUCUAACUGCUACCUUCCGAAGAUUAUGCGAGGAUCUGGAACCAAAGGAGUUGAAUUUGAUAUGGAAUUGCUUAGAUCAGAGAUUAGGUGACUAUGAAAAUGACCAGCAUCUAAGUUGUCUUUUAUCACUGCUUAUUUCAGUUGUUGAGAUAAAUAAUGGGAUGAAGAUUUCAGAUUACCAACAAAUGAUUGAACGAGUAAAGUCAAUUGUUCAGAAGUUUAUUGUUCCUUCUAGCAUUGUGGUGGAAGAAGGCAAUUCUAAAGUUGUUGAUAAGGUUCUGCAAUUAAUGCUGUGCAUUCUUGAUGAUACAUGUGGUUUGGGUUUUAGUUGUUUGACUUUUAUUAAGGAACUGCUGGAGAAGGAUCCCUGUGUAAUAUAUGCAUUCAGAGUUAAUAUUUUGAGUGCGUUGAAUGAUUUAAUAGAAACUUCACAAGAGGAUGUUCUAUGCAUGCUUUUGUCCUUCUGUGAGAGACUGCAAAAGGACAGUUUAAGUUCCGGCAUUUUAGAUGGUACAUCCGAAGAAAGUCUUUCAAAGAUAUGUGGUUUUCUAAAGGGGGCUAUCUCCUCCUGGACUGGGGUGAUCAAUAACAUUACUCUUGGCAAUCCAUCAUCUACUACAAUUGAUAAGGACAAGUUGGCUCUGCUCUGGGGAGUCAUCUGCUGUUAUCCUCAUAUGAUGGGUAUCCGAGCAAAGCCAUUGUUACUAAUGGAUUUGUUAGGUACACUUGAUUGCCUCUUGAUGAUUGACGAUGAAACUAUUGCUGGUGUUCACAAAUGUACUUGGCAAAGCCUGGUUGGAGCUGCUUUAAGUUCCUGUUGCAAAACUGGCAAAAUUUCUGGUUUUGAAGAAACUAGCAAAAUUUUGUGUCUUGCAAAAAAAUGCAAAUCGUCAUUGCAUGUAUUAACUGCUGUUGCUGAUUAUCUGGACUAUGUGCAUGGGCCUAAAUUGGAGUCUGACAAUUGCCAUAUAACAUAUCAUCCUGAGUUUGAAAUAAAGAAGGCUGUUGAUGCAUUAGACAUGUUUGCUGAUAAUUUGUGCAACUCAGACAAGGGAAUUCGUGUUGCAACCCUAAGAAUUCUGUGCCACUAUGAAUAUCAGGAAUGUGAAAUAUCAGUGAAGGAUCAGCAACCUGAGAAGAGAAUGAAAACAGAAGUUCCUCAGACUAAUUCUGCAGACAGUCAUGGUAUUAAUGUUCUUCAGCUCCUCCUCUUGAUUGAAGCAACUCCUCUUUCAAUUUCUAGUAGCAGGAAAGUUAUCCUAUUAAUCUCUAAAAUACAGAUGGCUCUCUCUGCUGGAAGGAUAUCUGAAACUUAUAUACCCAUCAUUUUGAGUGGAAUGAUUGGCAUCUUCCAUAACCGUUUUAGUUAUCUAUGGAAUCCGGCAUCUGAGUGCCUUGCAGUUCUGAUUGGGGAACAUGUUACUCUUGUAUGGGACAAAUUUAUUUGCUACUUUGAGAAAUGCCUAUCUGCAUUUCAGUCAUCGCAUGAUAAACUGGAUGGACAAAGUACUGAUUUUCCUUACAACUCUAAUGACUUGGUUGAGCGUUUUAUUUCUUUUGCUGUUCCUGCAUCUGAUAGCACUCCACAGGCAACUAUUCUAUCCUCAUUGCUGCAGUCUUUACAAAAAAUUCCAUCUGUUGCUGAAUCUCGUUCUCGACAAAUUGUACCACUGUUCUUGAAGUUUUUGGGUUACAACAAUAAUGAUCUUCAAAGUGUUGGAUCAUUCAAUACAGAUGCUUGCAAAGGCAAGGAGUGGAGGGGUGUCCUCAAGGAAUGGUUAAACUUGUUUAAACUUAUGCGGAAUCCUAAGGCCUUUUAUCGGGGUCAGUUUUUAAAAGACGUUCUGCUAAUCAGACUUAUGGAUGAAGCUGAUGCUGAAAUACAGAUGAGGGUUCUUGACUGCCUCUUAACAUGGAAAGAUGACGUUUUGCUCCCAUAUGAGCAGCAUCUUAGAAACUUAAUAAUCUCAAAAAAUUUGAGAGAGGAAUUAACGACGUGGAGUUUGAGCAGAGAAUCUUAUCUCAUUGAAGAAGGUCAUAGAGCUAAUCUUGUGCCUUUAAUAAUUCUUGUUCUAAUGCCGAAAGUGAGAAAACCAAAGACGCUUGCCUCUCGAAAGCAUACAAGCGCGCACCAUCGAAAGGCAGUUCUUCGAUUCAUAGCUCAACUUGAUGUGAAUGAGAUACCUCUUUUCUUUGCACUGUUAAUAAAGCCUUUACAUAUUAUAUCAAAGGAAGCUGAUGGUAUCACUAGUAUGUUUUGGACCUUACCUGGAAGUUCUACCAAUAUAAUUCAACCAUUGAAACUCUUGAAGUACUUCACCUUGGAAAAUAUAAUGGAACUCCCUUGGAAGAAGAGAUUUGGUUUUCUGCAUGUCAUUGAAGAUAUUCUUGGAGUUUUUGAUGAAUCACAUAUCAGACCUUUCCUGGAUCUGUUAAUGGGAUGUGUUGUUCGAGUGUUGGGAUUUUGUACUUCAAGUCUUAAUGUUGCAAAGGGAUCUGGAUCUUCUGUAACUGAAAGUGAUUGUAAUGCUAUCUUUGAAUUGCAUGAAGAAGACACUGCUGCAGUUAAUCAUGCACUGACUGGCACAUCUCUGAAGCAGUUCAAGGAUCUUAGGUCUUUGUGUCUGAAAAUUGUUUCUGUUGUUCUCAAUAAGUAUGAUGAUCAUGACUUUGGUAGCGAGUUCUGGGACAUGCUCUUCACAUCAGUAAAACCUUUAAUUGACAGUUUUAAGCAGGAGGGUUCUAGCAGUGAGAAGCCAAGUUCACUUUUCUCAUGCUUUUUGGCUAUGAGUAGCAGUUUCCACCUCCUACCGCUCUUGUCUAGGGAAAAGAAUCUUGUUCCUGAUAUUUUCUCAAUUCUAACUGUCCCUACUGCUUCUGAGGCUAUCAAAUCUUGUGUUCUUAAGUUCACUGAGAACCUGCUGAAUCUUGAUGAAGAAUUGGAUGACGAAGACACUGUGGCCAAGAAACUUCUACUUCCAAACGUUGACAAACUUAUCACCAGCUUGCACUUUCUUUUCCAAGGUGAUGGUGCAAGCAAAAGGAAGUUGGCCAAAAAUCCUGGAGAGACGCAUAUUAGAAUUUUCAAAUUGUUGUCAAAGUAUAUACAAGAUAAGGUACAAUCAAGGAAAUUUUUGGAUGUCUUGCUUCCAUUGCUAGCAACUAGACAAAAAGAAUCUGGUGUCUGUGGUGAAUGCUUGCAAAUCAUUCGAGAUAUUAUACCAGUAUUAGGAAAUGAGCGUACAAAAAAUGUUCUUAAUGCUAUCUCUCCACUUCUUAUUUCUGUUGAAUUGGAUGUGCGGUUGAAUAUCUGUGAUCUUCUUGAUGCUCUUGCAAAAACUGAUCCUUCUGUGCUCUUUGUGGCAAAACUCAUCCAUGAAUUGAACGCAACAUCAGCUAUAGAAAUGGGUGGCCUUGAUUAUGACAGCAUCCUCAGUGCUUACGAAAAGAUAGAUGUGGGUUUAUUCUAUACUAUCGAAGAAGAUCAUGCAUUAGCUGUCUUGUCGCAUUGUGUGUAUGAUAUGUCAUCAGAAGAAUUAAUUUUAAGGCAAAGUGCGUAUAGGUCGUUGCUUUCUUUUGUCGAAUUUUGCGCUUUAAUUCUUGGUGGAGAGGAUAAGAGCCAUGAUGGUACCUAUGAAGUGAUUGCAACAAAUAGCAAAUAUUCUUGGACAAAAACUAGUGUUCUACGCAUAAUAAACAAGUUUCUUUUGAAGCACAUUGGGAACACAAUGAAGGAUAGAAGUUCGGUUAGGAAGGAAUGGAUCGAGUUACUACGAAAUAUGGUGUGGAAACUUCCUGCGGUGGAAAAUCUAAAUUCCUUCAAAGUGCUGUGCUCUGAGGAUGCUGAGCAAGAUUUUUUCAACAAUAUUAUUCAUUUGCAGAAGCAUAGGAGGGCUAGGGCACUUUUACGCUUUAGUAACAUUAUCAGUAAAAUUAACUUCUCGGAGGACAUUAUGAAUAGAGUGUUUGUUCCACUCUUUUUCAAUAUGUUGUUAGAUGUACAAGGUGGAAAGGGAGAACACAUUAGAACUGCAUGCAUUGAAGCUCUUGCUUCAAUUGCUGCUCAGUUGGAAUGGAAGUCAUAUUAUGCAUUAUUGAACAGAUGUUUCCAGGAGAUGAAGGUGAACCAGGACAAGCAGAAGUUUUUAUUGCGGCUGAUUUGCUCUAUAUUGGACCAGUUCCAUUUUUCUCAAAAAUUUUCCAAUCAAGUAAAGAAAGACUCUUUAGACAGCGUUGCUGAUAGCAUUGAGACAGUUCCUUUAGCUACUUUGCACAAAUGUGGCAGUAAUUCUUCUGCUACAUUGGUUAAAUGCAGUAGUUCUGUUAUAGCCAGUGAUGUACAGGCAUGCCUUCAAAAAACUGUGCUCCCUAAGAUGCAAAAAUUACUGGAUAAUGAUGCUGUUAAGGCCAAUGUUAACGUCAAUGUGGCUAUACUGAAAGUGUUGAAGUUGCUUCCUGCAGACAUGAUGGACUCGCAACUUCCAAGUAUCAUUCAUCGCAUUGCAAACCAUUUAAAGAACCGCAUGGAAAGCAUCCGUGAUGAAGCUCGGCUUGCUUUGGCUGCUUGUUUAAAGGAGCUCGGUCUGGAAUAUUUGCAGUUUGUUGUUGGGGUUUUGCGAGCUACCUUGAAGCGGGGAUUUGAGCUCCAUGUGUUGGGAUAUAGUCUCAAUUUUAUUUUGUCGAAGCUUCUUUCAUAUCACAUUAAUGGGAAGUUGGAUUAUUGUGUGGAAGAUCUCCUUUCUGUGGUAGAGAAUGAUAUUCUUGGGGAUGUUGCUGAGGAAAAAGAAGUUGAAAAGAUUGCUUCUAAAAUGAAAGAAACUAGGAAGGUGAAGUCCUUUGAAACCUUGAAAAUAAUUGCUCAAAACAUAACAUUCAAAAGUCACGGCUUGAAACUUCUAUCUCCAGUUAAAGCUCAUAUGCAGAAACAUCUGACUCCUAAACUGAAAACCAAAUUGGAAAGCAUGUUGAAUCACAUAGCGGCUGGUAUUGAGUGUAAUCCAUCUGUUGAUCAAACUGAUCUAUUUAUUUUUAUAUAUGGAUUUAUCGAGGAUGGGAUCAAUGAGGAGAAUGGUCGGGUUACAAAUGCUUCUAGUUUUGACUUGAUGCCUCGCUCUAGACAUGGUGUGAAUGAUAAAGCAGUUUCUGCUGGUGGAGUUAUUGGAACUAAAUCAGGAUGCUCGCAUCUCAUUGCAGUGUUUGCUCUGGAGUUAUUAUAUAACCGAAUGAAGAGUGUAAAAUUGGAUAAAAGUGAUGAAGAACUUCUGUCAAUGUUGGAUCCCUUUGUUAAACUGCUUGGCAACUGCUUAAGUUCUAGGUACGAAGAUAUUUUAUCUGCAUCCCUUAGAUGUCUUACGCCAUUGGUAAGGCUUCCCCUGCCUUCCCUUGCAUCUCAGGCUGAUAAAAUAAAGGUGACGCUGUUGGGUAUCGCCCAAAGUUCUGUAAAUGCCAACAAUUCUCUGAUGCAAUCAUGUCUAAAAAUGUUAACUGUACUCAUGCGGAGUACAAAAAUUACCCUUUCGUCUGAUCAACUGCAUCUGCUAAUUCAGUUUCCACUGUUUGUUGAUCUGGAGAGGAAUCCCUCUUUCACUGCCCUCUCAGUUUUAAAAGCAGUAGUUAAUCGGAAGCUGGUUGUUCCUGAGAUAUAUGAUCUUAUGAUUCGCAUUGCAGAACUGAUGGUUACAAGUCAAGUGGAUCCAAUUCGUAAGAAAUGCAGUCAGAUUUUAUUGCAAUUCUUGCUAGAUUAUCAUCUUUCAGGAACAUAUUUGCAACAACAUUUAGAUUUUCUGCUCAGGAAUUUGAGUUAUGAGUAUUCAACUGGAAGAGAAGCUGUACUCGAAAUGAUCCACGCUAUAAUUAUCAAAUUUCCUAGGAACUUUCUGGAGAAACAAGCACAAACAAUAUUUAUCCAUUUGGUGCAAUCUUUGGUCAAUGACAGUGAUACUAAAGUCCGUUCAAUGACUGGUACAGUUUUAAAGCUUCUGAUUGGCCGUGUAAGUCCUCAUACACUAGAUUCCAUGCUCGACUUUAGUCUAUCCUGGUAUGUGGAUGAAAAGCGGCGACUCCAGAGUAUUGGUGCACAGGUCAUGGGAUUACUGGUAGAGGUCUUGAAUAAAAGCUUUCAAAAGCAUAUUAGCAGUAUAUUGCCUGUGAGUAAAACUAUUUUGCAGGCUGCUGCCGAUGUAGUUGCUGAUGGUCCAUUCCUAGAUCUUUCUGAUGAUUCUGUUCCCCUCUGGAAAGAGGCAUAUUAUUCAUUAGUUUUGUUGGAGAAGAUUCUACAUCAUUUUCCAGAUCUCAGCUUUGAAAAUCGUUUCGAGGAUAUAUGGGAAGCUGUAUGCAAAUUGCUCUUACAUCCACACCUAUGGUUACGCAACAUAUCUAGUCGCCUUGUGGCUUUUUACUUUGCUGCUGCAACUGAGGCCAGAAGAGACAGUCAUGAAAAAUCAUUUGGAACUUUUUUCCUUAUGAAGCCACAUAGGCUUUUUAUGAUAGCUGUUUCUCUCUGCUGCCAACUGAAAACACAAGCCAUUGAUGAUACUACAGAUAACCUGAUUACACAGAAUAUUGUCUUUACAAUUUGUGCUAUCCAUUCUUUGAUGGGAAAAGCGGAAUGUGCAGAUCCAUUUGUGUUCUGGUCUACACUUGAACAGCAGGAACAGCGCCUAUUUCUUGAAGCCUUUCGGUUACUGGAUUCAAGGAAAGCAAAGGACAUCUUCUUAAAUGUUAUCUCUGGUGUUCGUGGUGGAGAUGAUGGAGAGCAGUCUGAAAAUCUCCAAUAUUUGCUCAUCUCUAAUUUAAUUAAAAAAAUGGGUAAAAUUGCUCUUCAAAUGGAAGCUAUUCAGAUGAAAAUCGUCUUCAAUAGCUUUGGAAAGAUUUCUUUGCAAAUCCACCAGGAUGAGUUGCAACAUUACGCAUUUGACAUAUUGCUGCCUUUGUAUAAAGUUUGUGAAGGAUUUGCUGGGAAGGUCAUCCCUGAUGAUGUGAAGCAACUAGCACAAGACGUACGCGAAAAUAUGCGGAAUGCUUUAGGCAUCCAAAAUUUUGUACAGCUUUAUAGUGAGAUAAGGAAAGGUAUUAAGGUAAAGAGGGACAAGCGGAAACAAGAAGAAAAGGUCAUGGCUGUCGUCAACCCAAUGCGAAAUGCUAAGAGGAAGCUACGGAUGGCAGAAAAGCAUCGUGCCCACAAGAAAAGGAAGAUAAUGACGAUGAAAAUGGCCAGAUGGAUGCAUUGAAAACUGAAGAAUGUUUAUUCACAUGUCAAUUGAUCUGCUGGACCACAAAGAACAGAACCCAGCUUCUUCUGCUUUGGCUAUAUCACUAUACCCAUUGGCCGGGGGACUUCAUUUUUGAGAAGUCCUUCCCAUUUUACGAGUUCCCGUUGCUAGUGAUCAUCUAGAAGAAGCGUUUUGAAGUUUGUUGCUCAUGAGGUUGGUGGUGGAAACGGAAGACUGUGGAAGCAUAAAAUUUGGACCGCGUCCUUUGGAAAUUGGCUAGCUCCAAAGCCCUUUCUGACCCCUUUCUUUCGAGAAUUUGUACAAUAGGCUUUAGUUUGAAGAAUAUGUUAGGCUUGUAUCCCUUAUCAAGUUCAAAUCUAAUCAAUUUUGCCCCUUCCUCGCCCCUCUCAAAACUAUUUGUGGGGUAUCAGGCGUAAAAAUUUGGACAGAAGCUGAUUUGUUGCAUUACAAGCCUCCAAAAAGGGGGCAUUAUUUACGUGUACGAAACAGAGCCAGAUGAAAUUAGUGAUCAAAUUACGAAAUGAGCCCAGGUCUUUUUAGUCCAGGAAUUGGGUAUUUGUCAUUUUAUUGUUGUCAGUAUAUUAUUUAAAAAUUUCUUCUUUUUAUCCAUUAAAAUUAAAUAUA
Messenger RNA from Jatropha curcas, 8867 nucleotides. The record is from RefSeq and is a predicted model, not a curated record. Lineage: Eukaryota; Viridiplantae; Streptophyta; Magnoliopsida; Malpighiales; Euphorbiaceae.